Carica papaya (papaya) is the source of this 1074-nucleotide messenger RNA. RefSeq names its product GDSL esterase/lipase At1g29670-like. The record is from RefSeq and is a predicted model, not a curated record. Gene Ontology annotation, molecular function: hydrolase activity, acting on ester bonds. Lineage: Eukaryota; Viridiplantae; Streptophyta; Magnoliopsida; Brassicales; Caricaceae.
AUGGCGAUUACGGAUAAGGGAUAUUUGUGCGUGCUGCUGUGUGCAUUUUUAAUACCGGCAGUUGUAAUAGCCGCCCCCCAAGUGCCAUGUUAUUUCAUUUUCGGAGAUUCUGUGUUCGAUAACGGCAAUAAUAACUAUCAACUUACCGUUGCUAAAGUUAAUUAUCCGCCUUACGGUGUUGAUUUUCCUACCGGUCCUACCGGAAGAUUCAGCAAUGGCCGUAAUCUCCCAGAUUUUGUCGCAAACCUUCUUGGCUUCACCAAUUAUAUCCCACCAUUUGCCACCAGUGGAAGAGGCCGUGGUGUACUUCAAGGUCUGAAUUAUGCCUCCGGCGGUUCCGGCAUUCUCAACGAAACUGGAACCCAGAUGGGAGGUAUAAUAAGCUUGCAUAAUCAAUUAAAAAAUCAUGGAGUUACAGUUUCAAACGUGGAAAAAUUAUUGGGAAAUAAAGAAGCAGCCAAACGGUACCUAAACAAAUGCAUUUACUCAAUUGGAAUUGGUGCGAAUGAUUAUAUCAACAACUACUUCAGGCCUCAGUAUUACAAUUCCAGCAAACAAUUCAACCCACAACAGUUUGCUGACCAUCUCAUUCGCGCCUAUACUGGCCAUAUUAUGACUUUGUAUAAUUACGGAGCAAGAAAGGUGGCUCUUUUCGGAAUUGGCCAAAUAGGUUGCACUCUCAGGGAAAUAGGUGAAUUCCAUGCACAAGGGUGUGUUCCGGAACUCAACAAUGCUGCUAAACUUUUUAACGAGAGGCUUAUUUCGUUAGUUGAUCAACUCAAUCGAAAUUCAAAAAUUUCUAAAUUUACCUACAUUAACAUCUAUGGUAGCGAGACCACUGAUUUCAAAUCUUUAGGUAUUAAAGUUGUAAACGCAAGCUGUUGCGAAGUAGCACAAGGUCAAGAGCUUUGCCUUCCAUAUAGAACUCCUUGUAAAAAUAGAAAUGAAUAUUUGUUUUGGGAUUUAGUUCAUACGACAGAAGCUAUGGAUCUGCUACUAGCAAAGAAGGCAUAUGGAUCUCCUUUCCCGACAGAUGCUUAUCCCAUUAAUCUCAGUGAACUAGCUCGACUUUAA